Molecule: messenger RNA, 2695 nt
Organism: Pteronotus mesoamericanus
Lineage: Eukaryota; Metazoa; Chordata; Mammalia; Chiroptera; Mormoopidae
Gene: TMTC2
Product: transmembrane O-mannosyltransferase targeting cadherins 2
Exons: 12
Coding region: 101-2611 (836 amino acids)
Biological process (GO): protein O-linked glycosylation via mannose
Cellular component (GO): endoplasmic reticulum membrane
Molecular function (GO): protein binding; mannosyltransferase activity
Source: RefSeq, a predicted model, not a curated record
GGAGGAGAAGGCGGCGGACGGUGGGGAUUGAUGCUUCUGUUUUUUGUUGCCGCUGCUGCCCUCGCGCUGGGAGCUGAGCCGGAGGGAAGGCAGUGGAGAGAUGAUUGCAGAGUUGGUCAGCAGCGCUCUGGGGCUCGCCUUGUAUCUCAACACCCUAAGUGCGGAUUUCUGCUAUGAUGACAGCCGUGCUAUCAAGACUAAUCAGGAUCUACUCCCAGAAACACCAUGGACGCACAUUUUCUACAAUGAUUUUUGGGGGACUCUUCUAACCCACAGUGGCAGCCACAAGUCCUACCGGCCACUCUGCACGCUUUCUUUUCGCCUGAACCAUGCCAUUGGAGGGCUGGAUCCCUGGAGUUACCAUCUUGUCAAUAUCCUACUGCAUGCGGCUGUCACCGGUCUCUUCACAAGCUUCUCCAAGAUUCUCCUUGGGGAUGGAUACUGGACCUUCAUGGCGGGCUUGAUGUUCGCUUCUCACCCCAUUCACACGGAGGCGGUGGCAGGAAUCGUGGGGCGGGCCGAUGUUGGAGCUAGUCUCUUCUUUCUCCUCUCCUUGCUCUGCUACGUUAAACACUGUUCCACAAGAGGCUACUCAGCCAGGACUUGGGGCUGGUUCCUGGGGACAGGACUGUGCGCAGGAUGCAGCAUGUUGUGGAAGGAACAAGGAGUGACUGUUCUUGCAGUCUCAGCAGUUUAUGAUGUCUUCGUCUUUCACAGGCUAAAAAUGAAACAGAUCCUACCUACCAUUUACAAAGGGAAGAAUUUGUCUCUUUUCCUCAGCAUUAGUUUGUUAACUCUCUGGGGGACUUCCCUUUUGGGUGCCCGUCUGUACUGGAUGGGAAACAAACCACCAAGCUUUUCCAACUCCGACAACCCGGCUGCUGAUUCAGAUAGCCUCCUGGCUCGCACGCUCACCUUCUUCUAUUUGCCAACAAAGAACCUCUGGCUGUUGCUCUGCCCAGAUACCCUCAGCUUUGAUUGGUCCAUGGAUGCCGUGCCUCUGCUCAAAACAAUUUGUGAUUGGAGAAACCUACACACUGUGGCCUUCUAUAUUGGACUUCUCCUCCUCGCCUACUAUGGUUUAAAGAGCUCAAGCAUGGAAAGAGAAUGCAAUGGGAAAUUUGUAACAAAUGGCAGGCAAAAUGCAAAUGGACAUAGCUGCCAUUCAGAUGUGGAGUACCGGAACUCAGAGAUUAAGGCCAGUUUUGCACCCAAAGUAGAAAAUGGUAUUAAAAGUAAUGUAUCACAGACAACGCAACUUCCUUCUACGGAGAACAUUGUUGUUCUGUCUUUAUCUUUGUUAAUAAUACCCUUUGUUCCUGCCACGAACCUGUUUUUUUACGUCGGCUUUGUAAUUGCAGAGCGAGUAUUGUAUAUCCCUAGUAUGGGCUUCUGCCUCCUCAUUACCGUGGGUGCCAGAGCCCUUUAUGUCAAAAUCCAAAAGCGGUUUCUGAAGAGCUUGAUUUUUUAUGCUACGGCUACAUUAAUUGUUUUCUAUGGACUCAAGACUGCAAUCAGGAAUGGAGACUGGCAGAAUGAGGAAAUGCUGUAUAGGUCAGGGAUAAAAGUAAACCCAGCUAAAGCAUGGGGUAACCUUGGAAAUGUUCUGAAGAGUCAGAGCAAAAUUUCUGAAGCUGAAAGCGCCUAUAGAAAUGCUUUGUACUACCGAAGCAACAUGGCUGACAUGCUUUAUAAUUUGGGAUUACUUCUACAGGAAAACAGCAGGUUUGCAGAAGCAUUACAUUAUUAUAAAUUGGCGAUCGGGAGCAGGCCUACACUGGCUUCUGCAUAUUUAAACACCGGUAUUAUUCUAAUGAACCAAGGAAAGACUGAAGAAGCCAGGCGCACAUUCCUAAAGUGUUCUGAGAUCCCUGAUGAAAACCUAAAGGACCCUCACGCACAUAAGAGCUCAGUCACCAGCUGUCUGUACAACCUGGGAAAGCUCUACCAUGAGCAGGGACACUAUGAGGAAGCCCUUAGUGUAUAUAAGGAAGCUAUUCAGAAAAUGCCACGGCAGUUUCCCCCACAGAGCUUAUACAACAUGAUGGGUGAAGCGUACAUGCGAUUAAGCAAACUCCCUGAAGCAGAGCAUUGGUAUAUGGAAUCAUUGAGAUCCAAGACCGACCACAUUCCUGCUCAUCUCACCUAUGGGAAACUACUGGCUCUAACAGGUCGUAAGAGUGAGGCUGAAAAGUUCUUCUUGAAGGCUAUUGAGCUGGAUCCCACCAAAGGAAACUGUUACAUGCAUUAUGGUCAGUUUCUUCUGGAAGAAGCUCGCCUCAUAGAAGCAGCCGAGAUGGCAGAAAAAGCAGCUGAACUGGACAGCACAGAGUUUGAUGUGGUCUUCAAUGCUGCCCACAUGCUCAGACAGGCUAGCCUCAAUGAAGCAGCUGAGAAGUACUAUGAGCUGGCAGCCAGGCUGAGGCCUAAUUAUCCGGCUGCGCUGAUGAACCUGGGAGCCAUUCUGCACCUCAACGGCCGACUGCAGGAGGCUGAGGCCAACUACCUGCGGGCGCUGCAGCUCAAGCCCGAUGAUGUCAUCACGCAGUCCAAUCUCCGCAAACUCUGGAACAUCAUGGAAAAACAAGGCUUAAAGACUUCCAAGACCUGACGUACGAGGGCGGUAUACGAGGGCGGUACCUCGUCCUCCUCCCUGUUUUAAGCGGGCUUCACUAACGAACAGGACUUCCCAGAA